AUGGAUCGUGCCGCACUACUGCUACUACUGCUACAGGGUUCGCUGGCAUUCGCCAGUCCCGACUAUGGGCUACCAAAUGGCGCCGUAGGUACGGCGAGAGUAUUGUCCAGUGUGAGUGCCGCAUCCUCCUACCUGGACACGCUGGCAGCGUCCCAGCUGGUGCCCGCCACCAUCACGCAAACCGCGUUCGGUUUGCCGACCAUGGUGCAGGUUCUGCAACAAACCGGCACCGCCGUGUCGCAGGACGGUACUAACAUAGCGAACGCCCUUGCAACCCUCGCCCGAAGCAGCACGGGAGAUCCAACCGCACUGUUCGAUGCAGCUUUGAAGAGCAUCCAGGAUGCGCUUGGCCGCAUCGGACAGCUGCUCCCGGCGACCAAAUCCAGCUUGUUCGCCAUUGUCGGAAGCAACGUGCCAGACCGGCUGACCGAUAGCAUCGGACGGAUCGAAACCGGUCUACAGACACUGGCGGCGCAGAUAGGUACGCUGAAGUCGGCCAUUCUUGCUGCUGUGGCGGAGGCUGGUUCCGCGACGUCUAUCUCGACGACCAUCCUGGGAAAGUACAUCACGCCGAAAAAGGUUUACAGCUUGGUACAGACGGUGAAGCAGUUGCGUGCCUUCCUUCCCGUGGUACGCUACACGCUCAACACCUCCAUCGAGGAUGCGGUGGAGGCGGACAGCUACCUGAACACAUACGCCGCCACCCUGGCCACGCUGGACGGCACGGUAAAGCUUAUUCUAGACUCGCUUGACACCGCUAAGGAAGGUUUGUACGCUACGGUAAAGUCAGGUGUGAGGGCUUUAGCUACGGCCUAUACGACCGCAAAGGACGCUACCCUCUCACUGCCGAUAAACGAUGUAACGGCUCUCGGCACCGAGAUCACCGCCAUGCUGAGCAAAUUUUCCACCACGCUGGGUGAUCCCGACCAGGACAUUCUCGCCGUAGCGACCCAGCUGCAGGGCUAUCUGGACGCCGUCAAGGGUAUGGUUACGAUCAGCGAUCCGGAAGUCAUCUCCCCCGCGGACAGUAAGUUGAUCGGGACACUGAUACAAACGCUCAUCUACAGUGGACCGUACUCUCGCUACUGUUUCCACAAGUACAACGCACCGGUGAGCUAUCUCCUCAGCUAUCUGCUCGACGAAUCGAUCCUCUGCAUCGACCGAGAGAUACCGCGGCUAGCAAACCUUGCCACCGCUGCCCAGUCCGUGCUCGCUGUCGAUGCAUUUGAUUUUGAGGACAUCCUCGACUGGCUCACCAUAUGCAACGAGCUGCAGGGCGACACCGACCGGACCGCAUGUGUCACACGGAUUUCACAGUCGUACAAACCACUGGGAGACUACUUCGCCGACAAGUACAGGCUGCUGUUCGAUCUGACCACCAGCGAGGUGGGCGCGAGCAAACAGCGGGUUAAAAUUUGCAUCGGUCUGUCAAGGCGCUCGAUUGCGGAUGGCUACAUUUCCGACCUGCAGGACGAUAUCAAACAGUGUGCCGCGAAAGGUCCAAACAAAUAA
Messenger RNA from Anopheles marshallii, 1512 nucleotides. RefSeq lists its product as uncharacterized. Bases 1 to 1512 code for a protein of 503 amino acids. The transcript has 3 exons. The record is from RefSeq and is a predicted model, not a curated record. Lineage: Eukaryota; Metazoa; Arthropoda; Insecta; Diptera; Culicidae.